Molecule: messenger RNA, 4563 nt
Organism: Periophthalmus magnuspinnatus
Lineage: Eukaryota; Metazoa; Chordata; Actinopteri; Gobiiformes; Gobiidae
Gene: ankrd46b
Product: ankyrin repeat domain 46b
Exons: 4
Coding region: 158-844 (228 amino acids)
Molecular function (GO): protein binding
Source: RefSeq, a predicted model, not a curated record
GACCUCUAGGUGUAUCCUCAGCUCCACUGUUCACUGCUGUCGCGUUCAUUCACCAGCGAAGAAACGUGCAGAAAGAAAACAAACAAGCGGAGAUCCUUUUCUUCUGAUCUGGGCCCUUUAAACAGUUACGCUGGACUUUUCUGACACACGCUCAGACAUGUCCUAUGUCUUCAUCAAUGACUCGUCCCAGACUACAGUGCCUCUACUGCAGGCCUGUAUCGAUGGGGACCUUCCAUUUGCCAAGAGGCUCCUGGAGACAGGCUGUGACCCAAACAUCAGGGACAACCGCGGGCGUACCGGGCUACACCUCGCUGCCGCCCGGGGCAACGUCGAGAUAUGCCGUCUGCUGCAUAAGUUUGGGGCUGAUCUCCUAGCAACAGAUUACCAAGGCAACACGGCACUGCAUCUGUGUGGACAUGUGGAUACCAUACAGUUUCUGGUGUCCAAUGGGCUCAAGAUUGACAUCUGUAAUCACAACGGAUCAACUCCCCUGGUUUUGGCAAAGCGGCGUGGGGUGAACAAAGAUGCCAUCCGUCUGCUGGAGGGUCUAGAAGAACAGGAAGUGAAGGGCUUCAAUCGUGGAGCUCACUCCAAACUGGAGACCAUGCAGAUGGCUGACAGUGAGAGCGCUAUGGAGAGCCACUCUCUGCUGAACCCGAACCUGCAGAGCACAGAGGGCGUUCUGUCGAGCUUCCGCACCACAUGGCAGGAGUUUGUGGAGGACCUGGGCUUCUGGAGGGUGCUGCUGCUGCUGGUGGUCAUCGCGCUUCUGUCUCUGGGCAUCGCGUAUUACGUCAGCGGAGUCCUACCAUUCUCCACCAGCCAGCUAGAGCUCGUGCACUAAGACCACAUCACCACACAGGACAGGGUUUUAAGCAUACACUAUCAGUCACAUGUUUGGACACACUAUUUCAUCUAUCUUGUAUAUUCUAACUGAAGUCAUCGAAACUAUGGAUGAACACUUAUGGCGCUCAACAGUCCCACCCACUUCAAAGUUUGCUCUGGUUCCAUAAGUAAAUUUUCCAUAAAUUUUCCCCCAUAAACCAUUCUAAAAAAUUCAAAUAAGAGUUCAAAGGCAUCGCGGAGGCUAGCCAGCUGCGUGGUAACUAAUGUCCAUAAUGCAGCUGUUUUAAGCCCAAAAAGCACAUUUAAAACACAAUUUCUACAAACCUUUUUUUUUUUUAAUACACAUUUUUUUCUGAAUGUCGAAAAUGUAUGGGAAGAAUUUAUGGGAAUUUUACUUCCAGAGCCAGGGGCUGGCCUUCACUGCUGAGCUCCACGGAAUCUAGUAAAAAAAAAAAAAAAAACUUAAAAUAGCUCAAAACUUGUAGCUACUCUUUGCUUUGAUAACUGCUUUUGACCAUUGACAUUUCUAGACCCUGACAUGGCACAAUAGUGAUUUUACCUCAAAACAAAUUUGUGGAUUUUUUUCUUAAAAAACUUGAUUUUUGAUUCCCUCUCUCCUCUAAAAAUGUUGUGCAAACUGCAGAAAAUGGUCAAAAUUGAAAAGAUUCUAUCCAAUGGUCAUAUUUCACCCAUUGGUCAUUGGGGAAAUCUUUUAUGAAUUAAAGUAUCAAAGUAAUCAAAGAAUCAAGUGUAAAACAAAGUAUUGCAUUAAAUACGCUCUCCCAACAUUUAAUGUGACAUCACUGAUUUCAAAACGGUCAGCACUGUAUGGCCCUGUGCUGUGCGCGGGCCCUGUGCCCCUGUGCUAAACUCUGCUCCAAACUCUGCUCCCUGUGACUGCCAUGUGCAGCCUUUCUUGCAUUUUAAAUGCAAUUUUCCAAUGCAAGAGAGAGGAGAAAAUAAAAAUACAUUUCUUCCUUCCAAACAAAUUUAUUUCACCUUCAAAUUCAUCAGUUUAAUACAUUUUUUGCCAUGCCCUAGGGCUGUGAAGUGAAAACCAUUUCAGGAGACUUCAUCAUGAGGCUCAGUGAGAGAAGGUUUGUAGCGCUGUCAACAAAGCAAAAGGUGGAUACUCUGAGGAUCUGAAUAUAAAACAUAAAAAUAUGUAUUCAAGUUAUUUAACUUUAUUUCUUUGCUACAUAAUCUUGUAUAUUUUGCUUCAUAUAUUUGUCUUCCGUGUGUAUCUAAUAUGUCGAAAGUAGUGAACAUAAAGAAAAAAACAUUGACUGAAAAGGUGUGUCCAAACUUUUGACUGGUAGUUUACUUAAUGAUUGGAAGAAUGUCUGGUUAUACUUUAUAAUAACUACACCUUAAUUAGCCUUAAAGGUACACUAUGUAACUUUUUUGGUAGGACGAAUGCCGCCUAUUUGUUCCAUUGAGAUGUUAUUGCUUAAUAUGAAAUGUUUCACAGCACAGCAUUAAGCUCAUUGCUCUUGCAUCUAUUCAUUUUACAGUUUUUUAAGUGCUUAAAAAAUACUGAAGAAAAAAAAAAAAAAACCCCACAUACAAUCUUACUGUGAACAGGAUCACCUAUCCACAGAUCUGACCUGCACCACUUGCUUGUUGCCAUGGAAAUAUAUACACAUUUCGCCAUACUGUGGAACACUGUUGGCAAAGCGAUAGCAUCUCCUUUAAGACAAACAGGUGGCUGAGCCUCCACUAGAAAGGUUACACAGUGCACCUUCAAUAAAGCACGAACAAAGACUUUAAUUCAUAAUGAACAAAUAGUUUAUCAAGAACGAUUCAGGCUUAGUAACUGCCUAAUUAUGUAGAUAAUAAACCUUAAAUAAUGCACUAACGCUAACUUGUAACCCUAACCCCUUAGAUUACGAGUAAGAGUUAGAGUGAGAUUUAAGUAGUCACUAAACCUCAUUCUUUAUUAACAAUUUGUGCAUUAUGAAUUCAAUCUUUCUUCAUGAUUAGUUAGGUGUAGCUAAUAUAAAUAUCACCAACUGUCUAGUCAAGUAUUUUGUUUCUGAUUUGGUCAUCUCUCAAAAGUUAAGAUUUAAACAGAUGAGCUUUUAAUGGUAUUUCUAGCAACAAGUACAAAUUCUUCUAAGCUUAAAGUUAAAAAAUAUAUAGAUUCGUUUUAAGUUGUCUUGUGUUAAGAGUGGGUUAAUACGUUUAGGACAUAUCAAUACAUCUGCUUUGGAGUAGCUGACAGGUUAAAAACAUCACUUCUAAUUUGGAGGUAGCAACAUACUUCUGUAAUGGGUGACGUGUAUUGUCCAAUGACACAACAUCAAGCCACAAUGCUGGGAACGAGGAUGAAACUGGCAACUUUUGACUAGGUGGGAAAUAUAUUAAUACUCUGAGCUGUUGUUGCUCUAAUGUUAUAAUCUCUGUAUGUAAACUAAUAGGGUUAACAAACUUUCUUCAUAAAUUAUUUCAUACUAGCCCCAAUGUAGACUUGGUUUGGUCCUGGUCCAAUCCUUGUUUAGCUCUGGUCUAGCUCCAAGUUUAGUCCCACUUCAAUCACAAUUUUGUAGUUUGAGUACCAGUUUGAAACAUCCCAUAGGUGGGUAAAAUAGCCAAAAAAUGUGCUCAAGUAAGUGAAACGUUACUUCUAAAUAAAAGUAGUGGUCCAAGAAAUUAGUCAAGUAAGAGUAAAAAAGUAUUUGUCAAAACUUCUCGAGUAGAGUAACUUUAAGAGUAACUGACAGGAUGUAACAUUUGAUUUAUAAUUUGAAGUUUCUUUAAUUGGAAGAACAAAACAUUAAAUGCACAAAAUCUGGUAUUUUUAAAGUGUAGACACAAAAUGAGAAAAUCUUAAUCUUACAUGAAUGAGUGGUGCAAGAAACACAAAUGUUAAAAUUGUCGACAUAAAGCUUUUGUCACUUGUAGAUUCACUCACAGUGGGAAGAGUAACCAACACUUUUACUCAAGUAAGAAUACUGUCAUAUCAAUAAAAAUAUAGUACAGUGUACUGAUAGAAAAGUACUCUGAAACAUAUAAUUUCUUUAAAAAGUUACUCAGACAAAUGUAACUGAGUGCUACCCACCUCUGCCCAUGUCAGAGUAGAAGUAGUAGUAAUAGUAGUCUCUGUCUACUUCCUCAAACUUGACAUUUUAAAACGACAAGCCCCAUUCACACAAAACAAAAAUGCUCUUUGUACAGAAAAAUCUCCAGCUAAUAGGAACAAUUACUGUAAUAUGAAGUGACAUGAAGGUAUUUUCCUUGUACUGUCUUUAUUAUUUGCGAUUAGUUCAUUUUAUCUGUUACAAGUUGUACAUUGUCUAUUGCAAUCUAUUUAUCACAUAUUUCCAUGUAUUUUUGUCUAAUUUGCAUAUGACUUUUGCCUGUUAAAAUGCUUUGUAUAGGUUCUGCAUCUGCAUAAUCCUGUGCCUUUUUAAGGACCUCACCUGUCACAUUCCUGCUUUAAUAUCAUGCGUUUUACCUUUGCAAUCGAUCAAUUAUGUCAGUGUUGUACAUUUAUUAUUUUAUUGUUGAAUUUGAAUUAAAGCAACUUAAUUUAACAAAUAAACUCAUGUAAAAUUAUUUUUAUGUCUGUCUGACUCAUGGUAUAUACAGUUGAAACCUGAAGUUUACAUACAAUAUAUAAAAAAAACACACUUUUUUUCCCCCCCCCUCACUGUCUGGCAUGAAAUCAGACUAAACUUUUCUUGUUUUAGGUGAAUUAGAAUUACCAAAAUUAUU